Molecule: messenger RNA, 2758 nt
Organism: Eucalyptus grandis
Lineage: Eukaryota; Viridiplantae; Streptophyta; Magnoliopsida; Myrtales; Myrtaceae
Product: probable metal-nicotianamine transporter YSL8
Exons: 6
Coding region: 773-2494 (573 amino acids)
Cellular component (GO): membrane
Molecular function (GO): oligopeptide transmembrane transporter activity
Source: RefSeq, a predicted model, not a curated record
UCGUCUUUCACUCUUGGCUGCAAUUUGAGAUAGUGCGAACUGGAAGUGCUCCGUUUUAGCAGCUUUGUCCGCUGACAUGCUCUCUGUCACUUUUUUCUUGGCUGUCGAUUCGCGGAGAUUUCAAUUGCUACAAUGAUGAUGCCCGUUUCUUUCUAACGGUUACGUUAUAUGGGUUGCACUGAUGCACUCACUUGUAAUUGAAAUUAAGCGUACAUGAUAUUCGCCCUGCAUACUUUUUUGCUUCUUCUAAGCUGAAUUGAGAAAGGAAUCCUGGGUUUCUGAUGGAAUCGACACAACAUAACCACGCGAAUUUCCGAUACUUCUUCUUUUCUUGAGCUGGCCCUACUUCAUUGACUGUUGUUUGAGUGGAGAAUCAAUUAGGAUUCACAUAAGGGUAUAGAAUUUUUCAAAAGUUUGAUCUACGAGUCAGCAGUCAAGAUUCCCUCAAGUCGUGGCUAUCGUUUUAUCUAGGUUAGGGUUCAUCACGAAUGGUACUCUAGCUGAACCGCUGCUUACUUGCAGCUCAGCAUGCAUAUCAAGUUCAACUAUAGACUCUGAUUUUUUGAGCCAGAAAAUUUGGAAGAACUCAUAAUAAGAUGGCAAAACAAGAAUUUCAAAUGCUCAUCCACCAACUUUUUUUCUUUGUCAUAAUGCGGGAACUUCCAUCUAUCGGGCGCGCCAUUAUUUCAUUGAGGGGAAAUUUGAGGAGGUGUAACUGCUCUGGGAACGCCAAUGUUUCAAGUCAAAAGGAAGGAUCAGCUCUCUCUUGACCAUGCCAAAUCAAUCUCUAUCCACAUCGGGAGGUUUCGGGAGUUAUCUCUUUGCAAUGAGUAAGCGAGUUGCUGAUCAAUCGAAGGAUCCCCAAAGGGCUCAAGUUUUCAAAGACCCAUCGCUGUCGUGGAUGAUUGGUUUUCUAUUUGUCGUCAGUUUCCUCGGCCUCUUUGCUGUGGUGCCGCUCCGAAAGAUUAUGAUCAUUGACUUCAAAUUAACGUAUCCUAGUGGCACGGCAACUGCUCAUCUGAUAAAUAGUUUCCACACACCUGAAGGGGCCAAGCUAGCUAAGAAACAAGUGAAAGCAUUGGGAAAGUUCUUCUCCUUCAGCUUCUUGUGGGGCUUUUUCCAAUGGUUCUACACAGCUGGAGAUGGUUGUGGUUUUACAGAGUUCCCCACUUUGGGGCUUAAGGCUUUGCAAUACAGGUUUUACUUUGAUUUCUCCGCAACAUAUGUUGGAGUUGGGAUGAUUUGCCCAUACAUCAUAAAUGUCUCAGUGCUACUGGGAGGAAUUCUAUCCUGGGGUUUAAUGUGGCCUCUAAUAGAAACCAGAGAGGGACAUUGGUAUCCAGCAGAUGAAGGCCCAACCAGCAUGCGUGGAAUUCAAGGUUAUAAGGUUUUCAUUUCCAUUGCCAUUAUAUUGGGUGAUGGGCUCUACAACUUCUUCAAGGUGCUUGGCCGAACGCUCUCUGGUUUGUACCGUCAACUCCAAGACAGAGAAAUGAGCCAUGUCCUCCCCAUUGCGAAUGGUUCCUCUCCUAAGAACCCUCAAGUGUCUUAUGAUGACCGACGACGGACACAGCUUUUCCUAAAGGAUCAAAUCCCGACAUGGUUUGCAAUUACAGGGUAUGUCACAAUAGCAGCCAUAUCCACAGCUUCUCUUCCGCACAUGUUCCCCCAACUCAAAUGGUUUUACAUUUUAGUCAUUUAUCUCUUCGCUCCAACCUUGGGCUUCUGCAAUGCCUAUGGGUGUGGGCUCACCGACUGGUCUCUUGCCUCUACCUAUGGGACGCUUGCCAUCUUCAUGAUUGGGGCAUGGGCCGGUGCCUCACAUGGUGGAAUUCUUGCUGGUUUAGCUGCCUGUGGAGUCAUGAUGAAUAUUGUGUCUACAGCCUCAGACCUAACUCAGGACUUCAAGACAGGCUAUCUGACCCUGGCUUCACCACGGUCCAUGUUUGUGAGUCAGGUGAUUGGUACUGCCAUGGGCUGCGUUAUCUCUCCGUGCGUCUUUUGGCUUUUCUACAAGGCAUUUAAGGAUCUUGGACUCCCAGGAAGUGCAUAUCCUGUCCCCUAUGGAAUUGUUUUUCGGAGCAUGGCCGAACUUGGUGUGGAAGGCAUCUCUUCCUUGCCCAAACACUGCCUCACACUCUGCUAUGGUUUUUUCGCAGCUGCCAUGAUCAUAAAUGGGUUCAGGGACUUAGUCGGUAAGAAGUGGGCCCGUUUCAUCCCUCUUCCGAUGGCUAUGGCAAUACCCUUCUACAUAGGGCCAUACUUUGCCAUCAAUAUGUGCGUCGGUAGCUUAAUUCUGUUCAUCUGGGAGAAAAUCAACAAAACUAAGGCCGACGCAUUUGGGCCAGCAGUAGCUUCAGGUCUGAUUUGUGGGGAUGGCAUAUGGACAUUGCCUAGCUCAAUACUCGCUUUGGCAGGGGUUAAUCCACCAAUUUGCAUGAAGUUCCUAUCAAGAGCCACGAACAAGAGAGUCGAUGGCUUCCUGGGAUCUUAGUCCUGCAGUUCAGACUCACGAAGACGGUGUGAAAUCUCAAGCACGUCGCAAGUCUUUAGAUGGACGUCAUGAUCUGCUCUUCCUCUUUUUCUUGCAAUCUCCCAUAAUCCCAGUGAAACAGUCGUAGCAGCUAGCUGCUGCCAAAUUACUCUGUUUGUAACCCGACCGGGUGGGGGAAAAAAGUGUCCUUUGGUAAUUGAUUGUAUAUGGAAUUGUCUUUGGUGCUUCUCUUCAUGCCUUAUAGAAUUCACAUUUCUGGCAGUA